Molecule: messenger RNA, 1539 nt
Organism: Scatophagus argus
Lineage: Eukaryota; Metazoa; Chordata; Actinopteri; Scatophagidae
Gene: ccdc25
Product: coiled-coil domain containing 25
Exons: 9
Coding region: 8-799 (263 amino acids)
Source: RefSeq, a predicted model, not a curated record
AAUUCUCAUGGUAGUGACGUAUCUAGCUAACAACUUCCCGGGUCAACUUAUACAUGCGAAAAGUGACAGCAGCUAUCAGUCUGCACACAGUUACUUCUUUUCCGUUGUAUUCAUAAUUAGUGCGUUAACUUUCAAAAACUAUACACUUAUUGUUGUAUUGUUUAAUACAUUUAAAAUGGUGUUUUACUUCACAAGUGCCGUGGUGAACCCUCCCUACACAAUCUACAUGGGAAAAGAUAAAUAUGAAAAUGAGGAUCUAAUAAAGUACGGAUGGCCAGAAGACAUCUGGUUUCAUGUGGACAAAUUGUCGUCGGCUCAUGUUUAUCUGAGACUGCCAAAGGGUCAGACAAUAGAUGAUAUCCCCCCAGAGGUGCUGAUAGACUGCGCACAGCUGGUAAAAAGCAACAGCAUCCAAGGCUGUAAGAUGAAUAACAUCAACGUGGUUUACACACCGUGGGCCAACCUGAAGAAAACUGGAGACAUGGACGUAGGACAGAUCGGCUUCCAUCGACAGAAAGAGGUGAAGAUCGUUGCGGUGGAGAAGAAGAUCAAUGAGAUCAUAAACCGUCUGGAGAAAACAAAAGCAGAACGUUUCCCUGACCUGGCAGCAGAGAAAGAGUCGAGAGACAGAGAAGAGAGGAACGAGAAGAAAGCUCAGCUCCAAGAACAGAAGAAGAGGGAGAAGGAAGAGCAGAAGAGGAAAAAAGAGUUGGAGGAACUCCGAAACUAUUCUUCACUGAUGAAGAGUGAAAACAUGAAGACGAAUGAGGAUGGUUAUGAUUCAGACGACUUCAUGUGAGAUGGGAACACCAGGCAGCAAGCAGUGAAAAUAAAAUAAAAUAAAAUCCUCCUCUACCACACAAAUCCACCGUCAGGAUGCUCCCCUGCUGCUUUUGCUUGCUGUAACUCUGCAGUGACAUUGAGAACAACAAAAACAAACUUUUUGCUUUUGGAUACCUGGAGCAGAAAGGGAGCCAAUGACGGACAGCACCAGCACUUAUUCCACAUGCUGAUUGGUUCGAGGCUGGCCCCUUCAUCCAGGGGCGCUGUAGAAAAACACAGGACAAUGAGAAUGCUGAGGAUAUUUUGGUGGAAAAAUAUUCAAAUGGUGGGAGUGUGUUUGAUUGAGUUUUCAUUUCAGUGUCAAAUGAUGUUGAUUGUAAACUAGCGUAUGAGUAUUUAAUAACCCUUCAGACCUAAAGACUGCAAGCCCUUUUGCUCAUUCUCUUCAUGUUGUCAUUUCUCUGCAUGUCACAUUUUAUUGAGUACAAUUCAAUGAAGACAACACACAGUUAUAGUUAAUUAAUGUUGACAAGCCCUUAUAUUCUUUUUCAAAGCACUAUAAACCAGCCCCAGCUUUUUCUUUUUUUUACAGCCUUAAGGAACAGCUUAAAUUGCUCAUUUUGUCCAGCUAUCAAGAACCCGCAAAAUGACAAAUUUAAAAUGAUACAAUACUAUACAAUAUAAAAAAAUCUCAUUUUAAAAUAGUGUGCAUAUGAUAGGACUUUGUUUGCAAAGAAUAAAGAAAUGUAAAAACCA